AGUUGCGCAAGCGGCAGCGGCUCCAACGGCUGCCGCUUUCCCGGGGAGCUGACGGCCGAGAUGGCUGCAGCUCGGAAGUCGGGCGGAACCUCACGCCUCGCUCCAGUCCCUGGCGCUGAGGCGACUGCCUUUCCCGCCCGACUCCUCCUCGCCCCCGGGGCCAGAGCGCAGGGCAGAGAGAACCCAGGAGGGUCGGAGCUGUAGAGAUGACAUUUUCCAACCAUGGAGAUGCCAGCCAAUUUUCUGCUAUUGUAUGAAGUUGUUAAAACCGAAAGGAAGAAUUGCCUCUUACACAUACUGAAGUGCUUUGCAUCAUCUCAUUUGAGCCAAUCUACUCUUCAUCAGGGGAGAGGAUCAAAAUUCAGAUCUAUGAAUGUGCUUUUCUCCAGAAGCAAUACACGUGAUGGGGGAGAACAUAUUGAAGGUGGCAAGAAAGGGAGACUCAAAGAUAAGCAUCUACUCAUCUUCCUAGUCACGUGGCAACCUGAUGAAUUUGACUUCAGGGGGAUCAUUUCAGAUCGUCAGUUUUAUCACUUUGUACUGUGGACCAAAUGGGGGUCUGUGGACUGUCCUGCCCCUGGAGUUCUGAUGAGAAGAUUCAAAAAGACCAACCCCCCCCACCAAAAAAGAAAGAGAGAUUUCUUUGAAAGAAUGGGCUCUUACUUCAAUACAACUGAUUGGUAUCCUUAUAAGAAGAAUAAAUUUGGACAGAGACACAUACAGAAGGAAGACUACAUGAAGAAGACAGCCGUCUGCAAGUCAAGAACUCAGGCCUAGAACUGAUCCUUCCCUCAUGGCUUAUAAGGAACCAACCUCACCUACACCUCAAUCUCAGAUUUCUGCCUCCAGGACUGUGAAAAAAUCAUUAUCCGUUGUUGAAGUCUGUGGUACUGUGUCAGGGAGCCCCAGGGGACUAAAAUGUUAUCUCUUCUCCCUCAUUUCCUGUUGUUUCCUGCAGAAACUCUCCAACCAAGUCAGGCUGCCCUCCUCAUUGUCCCUUGACUGUGCCAUCUUUAUGCCAACUCUGGGCUUUGGUCCAUAUGGUGUCAUAUACUGUGCCUUCUCCCUGGAGUACCUGAUGACCUCCCCUCAUCUAUCAGGGGUCAGCAAAACACAGUGCAUAAGCCAAACCCAACUUACCCUCUAGUUUUUAAACAAAGUUUUCCUGGGCAUAUCCAUGGCCAUCCAUCUGCCAUUGUGUGGCUGCUUCCAUUUUACAGAGCAGAGCUGUAUACCUGCAGAACUGCAGAGUUGCAGAGCUGCAGGAGAGACCAUGUGGAGCCUGCAAAGCCUAAAAUAUUUACUGUCUGACCCUUCAUGGAAAGAGUCAGCUAAUCCCUGAUCCAUUUAAAUAUCAUCCAUUCCUGGAGGCUUCCAGGACUCUCUACUGCCCACCAUGUUUCCUCUUCUGAUCUCCUGCAACACUGAGCCUGAGAAUUUUUAAUAAAAUCCUGAAUUUAAGUUUUAGAUCCACUCUAUCGGAGGCCAAAUGACUCUGGGUAAUAUUUAAACUUUCUGAGCCUACUUUCUUCACCUAUAAAAAGGCAAUGAUAUUAUUCAUUCAAAGAGUUUUGGGGGCUGGGGAGAUAACUGGUAGAGUGCUUGCCUCUCAAGCACAAGGCCCUGAGUUUGAUCCCCAGUACCGCAAAAAAAUGCUUAAAAAAGAGUUUUGCUUAAGGGUUAAGUAGAAUAAUAUUUGUAAAAAAAAUUUGUAAUAUGGUAAAUAUAUAA
Messenger RNA from Sciurus carolinensis (gray squirrel), 1731 nucleotides. RefSeq lists its product as uncharacterized. The transcript has 5 exons. NCBI's taxonomy places the organism in Eukaryota, Metazoa, Chordata, Mammalia, Rodentia, Sciuridae. Bases 223 to 777 code for a protein of 184 amino acids. The record is from RefSeq and is a predicted model, not a curated record.